UCAAAAAUGCAUGAUGGCCCAGGAGAGAUGGGGCGAGCAGUACUUAUUCCUAGGAAAGACCAAGAGAAGAUGAAGGAGCUAUUCAAAAUCAACCAGUUUAAUCUAAUGGCAAGUGAUCUGAUUGCAUUAAAUAGAAGCCUACCAGAUGUACGUCUAGAAGGGUGUAAGACAAAGGUAUAUGAAGAUGAUCUUCCAACAGUCAGCAUUGUCAUAGUCUUUCACAAUGAAGCUUGGAGUACUCUGAUACGAACAAUCCACAGCGUUAUUAAUCGGUCACCACACCAUUUGAUUUCUGAGAUAAUCUUAGUGGAUGAUGCUAGUGAAAGAGAGUUUUUGAAGAAAACAUUAGAAGAAUAUGUGCAGAAUUUGGAAGUGCCUGUAUUAAUUAGAAGAAUGAAGCAUCGUUCGGGACUCAUCCGUGCCAGGCUUCAUGGGGCAUCAGUUUCACAUGGACAAGUCAUAGCUUUUCUAGAUGCCCACUGUGAGUGCGCUACUGGGUGGCUAGAACCACUAUUAGCUCGAAUAAAAGAAGACAGGAAGACAGUUGUCUGUCCCAUCAUUGAUGUAAUUAGUGAUGAUACAUUUGAGUACAAGGCUGGAUCAGACAUGAAGUAUGGAGGGUUUAACUGGCAACUAAAUUUUCAUUGGUACCCUGUUCCCCAAAGAGAGAUGGACAGAAGAAGGGGAGAUAGAACCUUGCCAAUUUGGACUCCUGCUAUGGCCGGUGGCCUGUUUGCCAUUAACAAACAGUACUUUGAAGAAAUUGGAACGUAUGAUGCAGGCAUGGAUAUCUGGGGUGGAGAAAACUUGGAAAUGUCUUUUAGGAUCUGGCAAUGUGGUGGUUCCAUGGAAAUUGUGCCUUGUUCUCAUGUCGGACAUGUAUUCCGUAAAGCUACUCCUUAUACAUUUCCUGGAGGUACAGGACAUGUCAUUGAUAAAAACAAUAGACGACUGGCAGAAGUUUGGAUGGAUGAAUUCAAAGAUUUUUUAUAUAUCAUUUCUCCUGGUGUUGUCAGAGUGGAUUAUGGGGAUGUAUCAUCUCGAAAAGCACUAAAAGAAAAACUGAAGUGCAAAUCAUUUUCAUGGUACUUAGAAAAUAUUUAUCCAGAUUCCCCAAUCCCCAGACAUUACUUUUCUCUUGGAGAGAUCAGAAAUGUGGAAACAAACAAAUGCUUAGAUAGCAUGGGUCAUAAAGAAAAUGGAAAUAUAGGAAUUUUCAACUGUCAUGGCAUGGGCAGAAAUCAGGCAUUUUCUUACACUUCUGAUAAGGAGAUCCGGAGAGAUGACUUGUGUCUUGAUGUUUCAAGACAAAAUGGCCCUGUUGUUAUGCUAAAAUGUUACCAUAUGAGAUUAAAUCAAAUGUGGGAGUAUGAUACUCAGACUCACACAUUUAAGCAUAUAAUAACCCAGUCAUGCCUCACAAUAAGCAGCUUGCACAACGAAAACCGUAAUCCCACUGUGGCUAGCUGCGAUGGAAGCCCUCUGCAAAUGUGGAUCUUAAGGAACUACUCAAGCCUGGAAGUUUUUAGAAACAUUUUCUAUAGUCCUACGGAUUACUUUCUUUAA
Protopterus annectens (West African lungfish) is the source of this 1566-nucleotide messenger RNA. It is a transcript of the gene GALNT13, whose product is annotated as polypeptide N-acetylgalactosaminyltransferase 13. The transcript has 10 exons. The record is from RefSeq and is a predicted model, not a curated record. Lineage: Eukaryota; Metazoa; Chordata; Ceratodontiformes; Protopteridae. Bases 7 to 1566 code for a protein of 519 amino acids. Gene Ontology annotation, cellular component: Golgi apparatus.